This is a messenger RNA of Larimichthys crocea (large yellow croaker), 6647 nucleotides long. Its product is annotated as bromodomain-containing protein 4. Gene Ontology annotation, biological process: regulation of DNA-templated transcription; chromatin remodeling. Bases 351 to 4583 code for a protein of 1410 amino acids. The transcript is spliced from 22 exons. The record is from RefSeq and is a predicted model, not a curated record. Lineage: Eukaryota; Metazoa; Chordata; Actinopteri; Sciaenidae. Gene Ontology annotation, cellular component: chromatin; nucleus.
CGUGCCUCCGUGCGUCUGACGUCACCGACGUCGAACGGGACUGUUUGUUCUGGAUUUGGGGCGAGGAAGGUCCGCGAGCGCUGACAACCGACCGAAGAAGGUGUGACACUCAGCCCUCUCUCUGUGUGUUGUGGUCUCCUUGCCCCCACAGCGUGUCGCUCACUGACCUCCAGUGUUACUUCAAGAAAUCACCGCCUCACCAAUUGAGAUAUGAUCACACAACUGGAUUAGAUCACAGCUGCACGGCAACAAACAUAGAGUCGAGUGAGGAGUGUAAUGGCCUGAGGGGGCGCCCCCCGGUCCCACCUGCCCCUGCCAGGUCCAAUCUGCCUAAACUGUCUGCUCAGCCUAUGAGACCCACCAUUGCGAUGGGAGACGGACUGGAGGCAGGCAGCAGCCAGAACCCUCCCUCUGCCCCACCGCCUCUCCCCUUUAACCCUCCACCCCCUGAAACAUGGAACCCCUCCAAACCCAAACGACAGACCAACCAGCUACAGUACCUGCUUAAAGAGGUGUUGAAGUCAGUAUGGAAACACCACUUUGCAUGGCCCUUCCAAGCUCCUGUAGAUGCCAUCAAACUCAAUUUGCCUGACUACUACAAGAUCAUCAAGACACCUAUGGACAUGGGCACAAUAAAAAAACGUCUGGAGAACAACUACUACUGGAAUGCCCAGGAGUGUAUCCAAGACUUCAGCACAAUGUUCACAAACUGCUACAUCUACAACAAGCCUGGGGAUGAUAUUGUCCUAAUGGCGGAGGCCUUGGAGAAGCACUUUCUCGAGAAGAUCGCGGAGAUGCCGCAGGAGGAGAUGGAGAUUGCUGUGGUCGCCAAGGGACGCCGAGGAGGCAGACGGGAGCAAGCUUUAAUCACCAAGUCAGAUUCAGGCCAAGACUCAUCCUCGCCCUCCACCACCCCCCACACACGAGGCUUCUCAUCCCCUUCGACCACCCCACAGACUCGUGCCGCGCCCACCCCACAAGCCCCUCCCGCCCUGGCUCUGGCCCAGCCGAUGGUCCAACCUCUGUCCCAGCCUUUGGUCCUGCCUCAGCCCCCACGCGUGCCUCCUACACCCACCUCCCACGCACCCCAUCUGGGACCUCCGUUUCCCCUCUCGACACCUGACGUCUUGGCACAGGGCAUGACCUCUGUUCCUCCUCCAGCCCCGACACACCCAGGCCUCACACCAGGCCUCACACCAGGCCUCACACCAGGCCUCACACCAGGCCUCCAUCCCGCCCCGAUGCUGCAGAGCUCCCCUGCCCUCAUCAAGCAACGAAAGAGCCAGAAGAGGAAAGCAGACACCACCACCCCCACAGCCAAUGACCAGCUCAGUGAAUCAUCUCCUGUCUCUGCUGAGAAUCGGCCACGCCGGGAGAGCAAUCGCCCGUUAAAACAACCCAAAAAAGACGUGUUGCAGCCGGACUCUCAGCACCACCUGGGAGGUGGUUUGGAGACAGGAGGAGGGACGGUUACGCAGACGCGGCAGGAUCAGUUGCGUUCCUGCGCACGCCUCGUCAGAGAGAUGCUGUCCAAGAAACAUGUAGCAUACGCCUGGCCGUUCUACAAGCCUGUUGACGUAAAAGCUCUUGGCCUCCACGACUACCACGACAUCAUCAAGCAUCCCAUGGAUCUCAGCACCAUCAAGAAAAAGCUGGACAACAGACAGUACAGAGACGCUCAAGAAUUUGCGGCAGACGUCCGGUUGAUGUUCUCUAACUGUUACAAGUACAAUCCCCCUGACCAUGAUGUGGUUGCCAUGGCGCGCAAAUUGCAGGACGUGUUUGAGAUGCGUUUUGCCAAAAUGCCUGAUGAGCCAGAGGAGCCCGUCCCUGUUCCCACCCCGUCGUCGGUCCUCCACCCUGCCCCCUCCACUCGACAAGCCCCGCCUCCUUCUGCUGUCUCGGAAGACGAUAGCUCCAGUACCUCCGAAUCGGAGUCCUCAGGAGGAGACUCAGAACAAGAAAGGCAACAGCGAUUGGCUGAGUUACAGGAACAGCUAAAGGCUGUCCAUGAACAGUUGGCAGCACUCUCACAGCCACAAACGAGCAAGCCCAAGAAGAAAGAGAGGGAGAAGAAGGAGAAAGAGAAAGAGAAAGAGAAGGAGAAGGAGAAGGAGAAGAAGAAAGAAAAGCACAAGAAGAAGAUGGGAGCAGAGGAGCCUGUGGAGACCCCUCCCGCUGUGGUGCUUCAGACGUCUAAGAAAAAUAAGAGCAGCAAGGAGCUGAUAAAUGCAAAGAAGGACAGGAAAAAGCCUGGUAAAAAGGAAGGAGUUAAAAAUAGCCGCCCAGCUGUGCUGCCUCAGCCUGGACCAACCCCUCUCGUCCCCUCGGCGUCUCUCGAAGCAGAGGAUGACAUGGAUGUAUUCGGGGGCGUGUCCACUGACAGGUGCAAGCCGAUGUCGUACGAGGAGAAGCGCCAGCUGAGCUUGGACAUUAACAAGUUGCCCGGCGACAAACUCGGCCGGGUCGUGCACAUAAUCCAAACACGUGAGCCUUCGCUGAAGAACUCCAACCCAGAUGAGAUAGAGAUUGACUUUGAGACUCUGAAGCCCUCCACGCUGAGAGAGCUUGAGAAAUACGUGUCGAGCUGCCUCAGGAAGAAGAAAAAGCCGUCAUCAGUUGAGAAGCCUCUGGAAGCAACAAAUGUGACAAAGAUGAAGACAGGAUCCUCAUCUUCAGACAGCAGCGACUCCUCUGAUAGUGAAGACUCUGAGAAUGGGCUGGUUCCCAAGCAGCAGAAGAAGACCUUGUCUAACAAAGACACCAAGAGACCGCACCAGCCCCUCAGUAGCGGAGCGGGCCCAGUCGCUCCUCAGCCUCAGAUUCAGCCUCAAGUGAUCCAGUCCAAACCACCAUUUGUCCCACCUCCACCUGUCCACGUCCCUGUCCCAUCUCUGGACACGUCCCAGCUGUUGACCUCUGGAUUUGAUCCUCUGGCUCAGUUCAUGAACCCUCACCUGACACAGUCGAACACACAGCCCAAUCCAACCAUUACUACUGCCGGGGGGGCCCCCGUUGUGUCUGGCCUCCUCAACGCAAACGCACCCACUGGCCAGACGCCCACUGAGACGCACCCUUUCCUAAACCAACAUCCCAUCAUACCUUCACCAGCGAUCCACAAUGCUCUUCCCCAACAGCCUUCAAGACCUAGUAACCGAGCAGCACCCCUUCCUCCAAAAAUCUCACAGCCUCCCCCGUCCUCGCACUCCUCCCUGCCUCCAUCCACCCCACCCCAACUUCAGCCCUCGCUUCCACUCACUCUCCCCCCUCAGCCUGUUCCCCGGCCACGUGUUCCUUCACCCCCAUCGCACGGCAUCCUGGGUACCCUCUCGGCGCAACCUCCCCAAGCCCUGCUGGAGGACGACGAAGAGCCGACGCCCGUCACUUCAGAAAUCACGCCCCUCAAUCAAGUUCACAACUUCUUGCAGUCUAUCCAGCCUCGGCCCAACAUGCAGACGCUACACGCUCACACGCAUUCGCCUGCGCAGGUCGCCCCUCAGCUGGUGCCGUCGAUGCACACGCAGGCUGUGACAACACCAACCCCUCCUCUCGCGCAGAGACACAGCUCGGGCCACGUGCACAUGCGGCAGCCGUUCCCACAUACACACACGCCGGCGCCACAGCAGCAGAAGGGGGUGGCCCUGCAGCAGAAGGUGCAACAGAUGCAACAACAACAUCAACAGCAGCCGUCACCACGCAGCAAGGCAGAGCCUUUCUCAACAGGUUGCCUGCGCGAGAGCCCUUCUCCCCUGAUGAUGCACUCUCCUCAGAUGCCUCAGUUCCAUACAAUGGGACAGCAGUCGCCCUCACAGACCAAGAAACAUGAGCAGAGGUCCAACCUGGUUGGGGUCAAAGAAGAGAAACCUUCUCAAUCUCCAGUUCUGCCCCCCUCGCCCUUCAGCCCUGCCGUGCGUCAAGACUCACACAAACCAGACAACAAACACAGAUUAGAUCUGAAGUCAAUGGAUGGUUCUCGCCCCGUUCCCCGCCUCCCGGACUCCCCAGCACCACCCUGCUCCCAGCAGGAUAAUAAAAUCAAGCAAGAGCCUAAAACUCCUAUAGCUCCCAAGAAGACACAGGAUGUGAAGUUAAAGAACAUGGGUUCAUGGGCCAGCCUGGCUCAGAGGUCCCAAUCCACGCCGGCCUCCUCCGUGCGCUCCUCCAGCGACAGCUUCGAACAGUUCAGACGGGCUGCCAGGGAGAAGGAGGAGAGAGAGCGACAGCUGAAAGCACAGGCUGAACAGGCCAGGAGAGAACAAGAGAAGCUACGUAGCCGUGACGACGACGACACCAUGGAGCAGACUCGUAGAGCGCAAGACGACGCCCGCCGACGCCAGGAGCAACAGUCACCGCUGGCUCCAACACCUCCGGCUUCCACCCCGCCCACUCACUCGCCACAGGCCCCGCCCACACAGCCACAAGCCCCACCCCCGCCCUCCUCAGCUGCACAGAACACUCCCGACCAGCAGAGGGAGAUGGCACGACGCCGCGAGCAGGAGAGGCGCAGGAGAGAGGCGACUGACACCAUUGACAUCAACUUCCAGAGCGACCUGAUGGCCAUCUUUGAAGAGAAUCUGUUCUGAGAUGGGGGGUGAAAAAGCAGACGAAGGGAGUGAGAGAAGGACCUAUAGACACACACACACACACACACAUUCACAAACAUGCAUAUAAACCACAAUGCUCUGAAUACACAUGGUCGCUGCUCACACAAAUGCACACACACAGACACACAACCAAACACACAUGAUAGUAACUGUCCCUUUCUCUCAGUAGUUGAAACAGCUGGCUUGUGUCAUGUGAAUGAGAGGGGGGGAAGUGAAAUUGGAAAUAAGCAACCCUCUUUUCCUCCAACCUCAGAUACGUUUUGGUGUCUGGCUUGGUGUUUAAGGUUGGUCGGUCUUCAAGGACAAAAGGUUGAAAAAACGAACAGCGAGGAUAAGAUAGUCGGCUGCCUCAAGGAAAGCAAGAAAAACAGAAUGAAAAGAAGGGGACAGAACUUUUACAUUUAAAAAAAAAAUAUUGUCAGUGAAGAGGUGAAUUUAAUUUAAGAAAUUAAGUGAAAAACCUUAUUCUCUAAUGUCUUGAGAGGAGAGAAAGGGGUUUUAAAGGAACGGGUGAACAAAUUACAAACGGACAGAUCACUUUGUUUUUGUUUUUUUUCCUCUCUUCUAAUCUCGUCCCUCUUUUUUGUUUUUUUUUUCCUUUUUUGUUUUUUAUUUUAAGAUGGAUUUUAACUGGGAGGGGUGGGCUGGUGUGGUUUAGUUUGUCAGGUUCAGCGGUCAUCUGAGAGUCUUGUUGUUUUCUCAGGACACAGUGGGAACGCAACACCCCCGGCCACAUUCACACACUUUUCUAAGACAUCCUUCCUCCCUUUUGCUUCCUUCAAAUUCUCUCUCUUCAGUGACAAAAUUGAAGAAGUGGAGGUUUCUAAGGUGACGCUCGUCUGUGUGCGUACAUCGAACAUCCGAUGCGGCGGCGAUGAGGAAGGAACGAUGGCAUUUUAAAAGUUUCAGAGUGUGUCCUUUGCCUUAGCGCUCUGGCCUGUAAACUAACAAUCAUACCCUACAAAUUAUACAUAUUAUAUAUAUAAAUAGAUACAUGAAUAUAUAUUAUAUACGACGAAAUGUCAGCAAAAAAAAAAAAAAAAAAAAAAAAAAACAUGAGAGGAAUUUGGAUUUCGGGGAGCAAAGCUCGUCUCUGUGUUCAUCUCUGAGCUCUGGUUUUGAUUUUGUAGAAUUUACUGUAAAGAAGAAAAAAAAACUUUUUUAUGAUUCUAUUGAGAGGAUUGUUUCGUCUGUCUUAUUCUCUCUCGUACCUUUUCUGUUUGUUUGUUUUUGUUUUGUUUUUUUCUCGACUCUAUGCCAAAACCAAUCUAUUGAGUGCUGAAAGUUCAUUCACAUUUUUUACAUGUAAAAUACAUCUUCUUUUCACUUUAUAUUAAAGGCUAUGUUUUUAUUGCUAUUUAAUUUUCCUUUAUGCCCUUUUUAAAUCCGAAGUUAUGCAGCAGUUUGCUCUGUAAUAGUCAAGAAGCGGUUCAAAAAUCACUGUAUGUCACUUCUUUACUAGCCCCCAUCAUUCUGUAGUUGUUCAGUAACUGCACUUAACUCUUACAUUAUUUGCAUCUUCUCUCUCUUUUUUUUUUUAUUAUUUCCUCUCAUCAUGUACAUGUUUUUAGUCUUUCUUAGCCGUCAUGUCCACCACUAUCUUUCUCGCAGCUUCUACAGUCUGUAUAAUAGGUUCUUGUUUGUCAUCUUAAUGUCUUUUAGUUUUUAUUUUUAAAAAUGUUUUCAUCAUCCAUGGUAACUAUUUUGGGAUGUCGUGUGCCAUUGGGUUUUUCUGGAAGCGGGAGGUUUUCCGGGUUUUCCCGAGGGUGGGCCCAGAGAUCUGUGAGUGUUUUCGAUUCUAUAAUCACUUUUAAUGUUUCAUUCAUUUCUUUUUCCCUUUUCAUAUUUGAUUGUUUUGAGUUUAUUUUGUUUUUCUUUUCCCUUUGCUAUUUUUCUCUGAUUUAUCUUACCCAGAACAACCUGUUGGUAUGUUGGUGAGUGAGGCAUUGAGGUCAAUAGAUUCAUCUUGUUCAGAUUAUGGAGUACAACAUCUUUUUUUAAGAAAAGUAUUAAAAUGAUAUUUAAAAAAAAAAAAAAAAAAAA